Messenger RNA from Wyeomyia smithii (pitcher-plant mosquito), 1360 nucleotides. RefSeq names its product adenylate kinase (gene Ak2). The record is from RefSeq and is a predicted model, not a curated record. The transcript is spliced from 3 exons. Gene Ontology annotation, molecular function: AMP kinase activity; ATP binding. The coding region runs from base 201 to 926 and encodes 241 amino acids. Lineage: Eukaryota; Metazoa; Arthropoda; Insecta; Diptera; Culicidae. Gene Ontology annotation, cellular component: mitochondrion; cytoplasm. Gene Ontology annotation, biological process: ADP biosynthetic process.
UCCUCCCUCGCUCAGCUUCCUUUCAGUUCAGUUGAGUUGAACAGCAGACCGCAGGGUAACUUUGCAGUCCGCGUUGGAAGAGAACGAGAGCAGGUUAGUUCUCCGGUUAUCUUGUGAAGAUAUUCUCCAGCAAAACCAUUAGCCUGGUUUGAUCACAUCGUACUGCGGUAAUUCUGUAGUGCGUGCUCAAAACUUAAAAGAUGGCCCCAAAUGCAGCGGUUCCGUUACCGAAACCCGCCCAGGAAGAACCGGUUGGAAUUAAUGCCAUUCUGCUAGGACCACCCGGCUCAGGAAAGGGCACACAGGCGCCGCUACUGAAGGAGAAAUUUUGUGUGUGUCACCUUUCAACCGGAGAUAUGCUGCGGUCGGAAGUUGCCGCCGGUUCUAAGCUCGGUGCCAAACUGAAGAAAAUCAUGGAUGAGGGCAAGCUGGUAUCGGACGACUUAGUUGUCGAUAUGAUUGACUCUAAUUUGGACAAGCCCGAAUGUCGCAACGGUUUUAUGCUGGAUGGAUUUCCACGAACUGUCGUGCAGGCUGAAAAACUCGAUGAACUGCUGGAGAAGCGAAAAACCAGUCUUGAUGCCGUGGUAGAGUUUGGCAUUGAUGACAGUCUGUUGGUUCGUCGGAUUACCGGUCGGCUGAUUCAUCAAGCCAGUGGUCGAUCCUACCAUGAGGAGUUCCAUCCUCCCAAAGUACCGAUGACCGAUGAUGUGACCGGAGAACCGCUGAUGCGUCGAAGUGACGACAACGCGACUGCAUUAGUGAAACGCCUGGAAGCUUAUCACAAACAGACGCAACCACUUGCCAACUACUAUGCUCUACGGGGACUGCAUUUCAAGGUAGACGCUUCGAAAAGCGCUUCCGAGGUGUUUGCCAAUAUUGAUAGUAUCUUUACACAGUCACGAAAGGCAAGGUUAGGCCUGUGAAGAUACAUCGUUUGCAUUUAACGAUAAGCAAAAAUGCACAUUUUUCCCCGCCACCUACGAUAUGACCUGGAUCAUUGAACGUUAAAAUAUCCGGAACAACCGUCAAGCUACCUUAUCGAACCGGCCAGUGGCUGGUUGCCAGUUUUAAAAUAGCAAACUAUUAUUCCUAUUCUGUCAAAGACCUACUUCGACCCUCGGUCGACACAAGUAUUCCAUCUAUUGUGUUUGCGGUUAUCGUCCGCCACCUUAAUCAAACGAGGUGACCACGGCACGACAACAUUAAGUUCAUAUUAGAAAAUCGAAGAAAAAAAGUCGAUAUGUGACGAACUAUGUGAACGACACGUAUGUAAUAUCGUAAAAAAUGUAUAGGUGAAAAGUGAAACGUCUAGAUAUUAAAUAAAUAUCCGAUUCUAUUGCGGAAAAUAAAAACUAAA